Messenger RNA from Ogataea philodendri, 3150 nucleotides. RefSeq lists its product as uncharacterized. Gene Ontology annotation, molecular function: 4-hydroxyphenylpyruvate dioxygenase activity. The transcript has 2 exons. The record is from RefSeq and is a predicted model, not a curated record. Gene Ontology annotation, biological process: L-tyrosine catabolic process. Bases 1 to 3150 code for a protein of 1049 amino acids. NCBI's taxonomy places the organism in Eukaryota, Fungi, Ascomycota, Pichiomycetes, Pichiales, Pichiaceae.
AUGACCAUCGAAACCAGCGUUAAAAGCGAAGCAGAUUUGCAACCAGAGACAGUCGACGAAGACUUCAAGCCUGAUGAAAACAUCGACCCAACAAUCUUUGGUGGAUAUGACCAUAUCACCUUCUAUGUCAGCUCUGCCAAUAUUGCGGCCCAUUAUUUUGUCGACACGUAUGGGUUCAAGCCGUACUGCUUCCGGGGCCUCGAAACAGGUUCCAGAGUGGUCAAUGCUCGUGUGAUCAAGAAUGGCAACGUUCUGAUCCAGUUUGUUAGCUCAUUGAGACCUCCUCAUGCAAAAAACUUAUCUGAGGAAGAUAAUAAGCUUGUGGAUGAAAUCCACCAUCACACAACUGUGCACGGUGACGGAGUCAAAGACGUGGCUUUCCAGGUGAGCGAUGUGGAACAAGUUUACGAAAGAGCUCUUUCUGGCGGGGCCACCUCGAUUUUGAAGCCAACUUCCUAUAAAGAUGCAAAUGGAACCAUCACACUGGCCAGAGUCGGAGUCAUUGGUGAUACCACUCACACAUUGGUUGACAGAUCAAAUUACUCUGGCUUUUUGCCUGGUGGCUACAAAUAUUACGAGGUCACAGAUUCUGAAGAACUCGAUGUCAAGUUCGACAGAAUCGACCACUGCGUUCAAAAUCUCGGAUGGAACAAGAUGGUCAAGUCGUGCGAGAUGUACCGCAAGGUAUUUGGGUUCCACAAGUUCUGGUCUGUCGACGACAAACAGGUGUACACCGAGUUUUCCGCGCUUAAGUCCACUGUUAUGGCGUCACCAUCAGAAACCAUCAAGAUGCCUGUGAACGAGCCGGCCAGAGGACUCAAAAAAUCGCAAAUUGAAGAGUUUUUGGAGUUCUACGGUGGACCGGGAAUUCAACAUGUUGCCUUGAAAGUUGACAAUAUUUUGGACGCGGUUGCAACCUUGAGAAGCAAGGGUGUCGAAUUUAUCGAUGUUCCGGAGAAAUACUACAAAAAUCUGGAAGAAAAGCUAAAGAACAGCACACAUCCAGAGUUCAAGGAAAGCAUGGAGAAGAUCAAAGAACUUGGAAUCCUUGUGGACUUUGACGAAGAGGGGUAUUUGCUCCAGCUCUUCACCAGAUCUGUGUUCGACCGUCCUACGUUUUUCUUUGAAGUCAUCCAACGAAACAAUCACAACGGAUUCGGAGCCGGCAACUUUAAAGGUUUGUUUGAAGUUUUAGAAGAAGACCAAAAGAAAAGGGGAAACCUGAUUGAUCAAGACGGAGAAAUUGAUCCUUAUGAUCUCACCAAGAUCCACGUCCUCGACACGGGAGCUUGGGUUAGACACGUAGAUGAUUGGUUUGCAUCUAGUUCCCUUGAAUUGAGCAAGCUCGCUCUUGAACCAGUUCAACGAGUUAUACUCUCUGACACCCCAGUAAAGCUUGACCUCAGUCUUGGUGUCUCUGCUAGCAAGAUCCAAAGCGUGAGAGAAUGGUCCUGGGAUACCGUUACCACCAGCAAUCAGCACAGCCUUAUCGUAGUGUUGGUAAGAGGUCUUGAAACCGUAAGGACCUUCGACAAGCACCUUGAUUGGGAACACCUUCUCGUGGUGGGAUUUGGUAGCUUCACCAAUGAUCUUAGUGACACCGCCCUUGAUCUUACAGUAGAAGUGGAUGUGAUCUUUGUCGGUGAUCGAGUCGAUGAGAGUGAAUGGAUGCGAGUGCCAGAAAGUUUUCCAGCCCAAGAAGUAGACGAAUCCGUGGGCAGCAGGGUCUGCUUUCCAGUAACCCUUUGGAUAUGGAAUGGAGAGCUUGAUGGUACCCUCUUCUUCCAUGAUCUCGCAUCUGGCAGUUCUAACACCAAAGAGCACAACUCUGGCAAUUCUUGCAACCCAGUCGAACACCCAGAUAGCGGCACAUGCGUAGUAAAAUUCACCGUAUUCGAGGUAAGCAGCGUGCAACCAAGCGCUCCACAAGAACAUGACGAUCAAGAUGACGUGAGUGAUCCAGAACACCUCGUACCAGUAUCUUCUGAUCACGUAUGCUCCCAAACCCAUAGCCAACCAGCACGAGACGGUUGCAACCACACCGUAUCUAUACCAAUCAGCGUGGACUCUUUUGUGAUACUUUCCACUGUGGAUCGAUUGCAGAGUCAUGGCAAUAGAGUGAACAAGAACCUCAAGACACAGAAUUCUUCCGAGUCCUUUGUGGAAAGUGACGAAUCUAGAAUAUGGCCAUCUGGUGACCCAUUGCAGGAAGUUGUUUCUUCCUGGGAACAGAAACAGCAGAGGGAACAGGUAGCAGAGCAAGAUGGCCGAUCUGUCACCCACAUAACUGGCGAUACCGUUGGAAGGCUUCUUGAAGACCAAGUCAUGCUCGUAGAAGCUCACACCGAGAAUAGCGUUUGCCAACACCAUGUAGAUGAAGAACAGAGACAGGAUGAUGAACUCGAAUCUGGAUGGAAAAAGACCAAACACACCAAAGCUCUCGAUAUGUUUCUUACCGAAAAGAGCCGGCAUGGUGAUGUACUUUCUCCAAAAAUUGUUUGGAGCUCCAACGAAAAGUCUUCUAAAACCAGGAAUUGUAGCAAAAGCCCAGUUGAAAAUUCCGCACACCACAAUCAACGCACCCCACAUAGCCAGACUUGCCCAACCGAGGUAGUGACCAUAGAGAGUAGCGUUGUAGGCGUUCUUGUAACCGUAGUAGACACCAUGGAAGUAGUAGGUCAUCUCUCCUCCAGUGAUCGGAUAAUUCACUGGGAUGGAAGCGUUGAAGUCUGCCACCUCACUUAUGUUAACCAUGUAAUUGGUUGCAUUAAUGUAUGCAGCACGAAUCUUUUCGUGCGUAAGCUUGGCCUUUGGGCACAAGUUCAUGAUCGCUGUUUCUAUGCCGGUGUCGUUGAUCUGGGUGUGCUCAUAGCCGCAUGCCACCCAAGAACCAAACUCUGCCACAUUGCUACAAGCGCAAGUGUACUUUCUUCCGGUCAAGGAGCUGUUGGAACAGAAGGUAGCAGAGUACUCGACACCGCUCUUACAAGCCAUGGCACGAUAGUCAUCGUUAUUGUAAGAAGGAAUCAUCUUGGCACUCGUGAGAGUAGCCAAGGAAAAAACCCAGAAAAGUGGACUCAACUUCAUUGGAAAAAAACAGGGACCGCACCCUUGGCUUUAAAUAGGACCAGGACGGAUAUUGAAGCAUAG